This is a messenger RNA of Oryza brachyantha (malo sina), 2498 nucleotides long. RefSeq lists its product as uncharacterized. Bases 101 to 2137 code for a protein of 678 amino acids. The transcript has a single exon. Lineage: Eukaryota; Viridiplantae; Streptophyta; Magnoliopsida; Poales; Poaceae. The record is from RefSeq and is a predicted model, not a curated record.
GUCGUCGCCCCCGUUUCCUUCCCCCAUCUCUCACAGAUCGAUCUAAAGUCCUCGACUCGACUGAACCCAGCAGCCGCCGCUCGCUCGCCGGCCACCAGCCAUGGCUCGACCUCCGCCCUUCCUCCACCAACCCCUCCCCUUACUCCUCCUGCUCGCCGUCUCCUCGCUCACGCCCGCCGCCACGGCGACCGCGGCGUUCGCCGGCCUCGACUCCUUCCUGGCAACCGCGGCCGCCCGCGACCCCUCCGCGGGGAACGACACCUUCGGCGCCCUCCCCGCCGCGCUCCUCCGCCAGCUCUCGGCGCCGUCCCCUCGCCUCCCCUCCCGCCUCCUCUCCCUCUCCGCACAGGUCCCCGUCACCGUCCGCCUCGCCGGCGCGUCGUUCCCGCCCUCCGCGGGCCGCCUUCUCGAAUCCUUCGUCAGCUCCGCUGUCUCCUCCUCGCAGUUCCUCUCCAGCCGCCGCCCCCACCGCCUCGCGCUCUCCCACAAGAUCCACCUCGACGUUGCCGCCCCCUCCGCGUCGUCCCAGCUCGCGUCGCGAGCCGGAGCCGCCGUGCGCGCGCACCUCGACUCCUCCCCGGCGCCCUUCCACACCACCGCCCUCUCCUCCGUUCCCUACUCCGUUGUCGACGACCUCGUUGCCGAGGACUACCGCGCGCUCGUCGACUCCGGCUCCGCCCCGUCCUUCUACAUCUACCUGCUCAACCUUGGGCCGCAGCCGCGCCCGUACGCCUACACCGCGGCCUCGUCGUCGGCCGAUUCCCAUUCUCCUGGCUUCUCCCGCUGCCUCGCCCCUGUCUGGGCUGGCAAGGAGCGCUACAUUUGGAUCGACCUCGGUGCAGGGCCGGUGGACUACGGGCCUGCGCUCUCCGGCGAAGGUGUGCUCCCCCGUGGCGAGUUCCACCCUCUCGCUGCACUCCACGGCCGGCCCAAGUCAGAGAAGGCGCUUGUUGCCGAUCUUGCCUCGCUGGUUCUCAGUGCCUACAAGUCUUUGCUAGUGCCUUCGCUCAGAAUCCCCGUGCAUUAUGAGAGCUCGUUGCUAGUUCAGUUCUUCCACAUCCAUGGACACGAGAGGGAUCCGGCGGGGCUUGAUUGGAGUUCAAUUGAACAGUCCAUUCGUGAUGGGGAUCUGCCAUACGAUGGGCAGAGCUUGAAGUUUGAUUUGCACAGGAUCAGGUAUUCUGACUGCCCAAUUUGCUCGUUUGCAGUUGCGCGGUCGACAACCUCGUUUACGUCGAGGUUCUUGUUUGAUAACUACACACUGAUAGUAAGUGAAUAUUUGGACUCGAAACGGAUGAGGCAGGUGCUGUCUGACUCAUUGGAUGAGUUGCACAGAGUGGCUGGUGUUCAACAAAAUGAUGACUAUGACAAGGUUGUGCCAGUGUUUGUGUUUGACUUGGAAUAUGAUAAGCUUCUACUGCUAGAUAGGUACCACCAGGCGGUGGCUUUUCGUGAUAUGGUGAUUGCUGUGAGGACAAGGAGCUCACAGACGGUCAGUGACUACAGCUGUAACGGUCGACAUGUGAUUACAAUGACUAGGAAUCUUGACCGGCCGAUCAUCGCUUCAGUUCUGCAGAGCAUGUGGGGUGUGUCACCGACACACCAGUCAUGGAGCCCUGAACACAAUGCUACUGUCGUUGAUUACACUUGGAGCACUGGACAUACACCAUUUGGGCCAUUUUCAGAGACCAAAUCGCUUUCUUUUGUGCAGAAAGACGCAGCUCGUAGGAAUGUUCUUCUUACAACUUUGAACUACACAAUCACAAGUGCUAUUGAUGUUUUGGAGUCAUUGGCUGCCCAUGGCGGGGAGAGUAUACUCCUUAGGAGGAAAAGGCAUGUUGAAUUCAUUCAAAGAUGGAAUCUGCUCUCUUAUAAGUUGGAGAAGGUGGUCUCAGCCAUGUCCCGCCUGGACUACAAGAAAGCUAUGUACUUUCUGAGAUCUUCAGAUCAUGAUCUGUAUGCCAUCCACACUUUGGUGUAUCAGGCAUCUCAGGAGCUGGAGGCUUCUCUGGUUUGCUUCAAAGAUCCACCAUUUCCCUGGUUGUCAGUUUCCAUGUCUGGAAUUUUUGUUUUCAGUUUCUUUUAUGUUUACUCAAAGAGGGAUAAAUUGUUCAGGAGCAAAAGGAAACAGUUCUGACUGCACUUCAGUUCAAGGAUGCUGUUUGAUUGUUUCAGCUUGAUAUUAUCGUAGUCAGGAUUCAGGAAAGUUGCAUCCUUACAUAAUACGUUGAGAUUUCACAGGAUGCAUGGAACAGGCUCAACUUCUUUCAAACAGAUCAAUUAACCUGUAUGAGAUAUACUGGAUUUCUUUAGGAAGUACUGCUUCCACUAGUUUUGUAAGUUUCAUGUGCCCAAUACCCUUGGUAAAUACUGUUGACUAGAUUUUGGAGAGAUGCAAAUAUGCUUUCUAUUCUUCAUUAGCUUUGUUCCUAUCAUAUUUGCUGGAUGGCUAACCUAUGUGGAUGCUAUGCUCAAUUACUCAUGCAUAGUUUCAAGAU